Molecule: messenger RNA, 1946 nt
Organism: Magallana angulata
Lineage: Eukaryota; Metazoa; Mollusca; Bivalvia; Ostreida; Ostreidae
Product: heat shock 70 kDa protein 12A-like
Exons: 5
Coding region: 140-1909 (589 amino acids)
Molecular function (GO): ATP binding; ATP-dependent protein folding chaperone
Source: RefSeq, a predicted model, not a curated record
UGAUUUUAACUUCCGAUUAGCAUGAAACGCGGGAUAAGUGACGGGGCGAAUGACACUUGACUUGUGUUCGUCAUAGGGUAGUUAUCAAAGGGCAGAGUUAUCUGCUCAUGUGAAUCAGGAAACGUAAAAUUUGUAUAAGAUGUCGAAUUUUAAUAGUACAAUACGAUCAAAGUGUAAAAAACUGUUUGUCGCUGCUAUCGACUUUGGAACUACUUACUCUGGGUAUGCAUUCUCAUCAACGAGCGAUUGGUCCAAAGUUUUAACCAGCAACUGGACUGGUGGAAAAGUCGUCACUUUAAAAACUCCCACCGCUCUUCUCCUUGAUGCGAAUAAAGAGAUCAAAGCAUUUGGAUAUGAGGCAGAGGACCAGUACAUAGAGCUUGCCCGAGAAGAAGAACAUGAGGACUACUAUUUCUUUCAUCGCUUCAAAAUGAUACUUCAUUCAGAAAAAGCAAUUAGUCGGAAAACAAAACUAAAAGAUGCAACAGGAAAGGAAAUGGAAGCUAUUAAGGUGUUUGAACUCUCAAUUAAAUUUUUGGUUGGGGACCUCAUGAAGAAUUUGAAGAACAGCUACACUGAUAUAAAGCAAUCUGAUGUGGAGUUUGUUAUCACUGUCCCAGCAAUAUGGGAUGACAGAUCGAAGCAGUUUAUGAGAGAAGCGGCAAGGGAGGCUGGAAUAGACAAAGCUUCCCUGACAAUAGCUUUGGAACCUGAGGCAGCCUCUAUUCACUGCCAGUACUUGCCUGCUAAAGAUCACGCCCUCUCACUUUCAAAAUAUCUUGGAGAGCUUGCUGUUGGAACUAAAUACUUAGUUGCUGAUUUAGGAGGUGGCACUGCAGAUAUAACAGUUCAUCAUAAAGUGGACGAUGGGUCUUUGGAGGAAAUGCGGGAAGCUAGUGGAGGGCCAUGGGGAGGAAAAUCUGUUGAUGAUGCGUUUGAGAUGUUCAUCGAGGACAUUAUUGGAAAAGAAUCAAUGAAGCAACUAAGGACAACUUCAUUCGAUGAUUAUUUAGAAUUGAUGAGAAAUUUUGAAAUGAAGAAAAGGUCAGUCAAGCCUGGAAAGGAAGGAAAUACUUUCCUCUCUGUUCCUUUAGGCCUUGUGCAAAUUGUCAAGAGUGACAAAUCCCGGAAAUCACUUGAGAAAGCCAUUGAAAAUUCGCCUUAUGCAGGAAAAGUCACUUUUGAGAAUUGGAAAUUAAAAUGGAAAAACGAAAAUUUUCUUCGUUUUUUCGAAGUCACUAUAAGAAACAUCAAAGCACAUUUAAGAGAAAUAUUAUAUGACAGUGACAUGACAGAUGUGGAAACAAUUUUGAUGGUAGGCGGUUUCGCGGAAUGUGAAGUUGUCCAAAAUGCAAUACGAGAGCAUUUCAAAACGAAACGUCUCGUAGUCCCUGAAGAUGCAGGUGUUUCUGUGCUGAAAGGGGCGGUCUUCUUCGGCCACGUUCCCGAUGCAAUAUCAAGGCGAAAAGCCCGAUACACAUACGGUAUUCAGAGCUGGCCCUCAUUCAACCCUGCUAAACAUCCAGAGAACAAAAAAGUGGAAGUGAAUGGCAAAUACAGAUGCAAAGAUGUUUUCUUCAAGUACGUCACCAAGGGACAAGUUUUGACUCUUGGAUACGAAAAAGCACAAAUAUUUCAAGCCCUGAAUCCAAAAGAAAAGAAGUUGGAGUGUGCAAUAUACAUUUCGGACAGCAGAGAUCCGGUAUUUGUCGAUGAUCAAGGCUGCCGUCGUUUGGGUGUGUUGACCAUUCCUCUUCCAGACCUCCCGGAUGGCGCUGCUAUAGAACUUGAAGAGAGCAUGAUUUUUGGAGAAACAGAACUUCGAUUUCAAGCCAAAGACAUUUUUUCAGGGAAGUCGUAUGAAGUACAAAUGGAUCUUUUAGGCGACACUGUAGAUGAAGAUGAAUAAGUUUUUGAAUUAAAUUUACAAGCAUGUAGUAUUCAAA